AGCGUGAUGGUACGCAGGCGUAUGUCCACCCGGUAUAAAAACUACCCUUUGUUGUUUACAAGUUGUCAUAGAUACACACGGGUAAACGGGUCUACCAGUGUACAUACCGGUCUAUGUAUAUACCCAUUCAGUCGGCUUUUCAUUUUAACUCGCGCCAGUAUGACGAUAAGGUCAAUAAAAUUCCUCCGGCAACAAGUGAUUAUCGUUGCUGUAUUGUGCUCGAUCCUCAAAUGGACUGCAGCAUUGAACUGCACGAGUGACCCGUGCAUGUAUGGAAUUUGUCUUGACAGCGUAAACAGUUCAUACUCGUGUUACUGCAUCGACGGUUACACCGGAAUAAAUUGCGAGAUAAAUUGGGACGACUGUUGGUCGGAUCCCUGUAUGAACGGUGGCACCUGUACAGACGCCGUUGCCGCUUACAACUGCACGUGCCCCGAUGGAUUCAUCGGAACUAAUUGCGAGCAGAAGUACAGUGAGUGCAUGAACCAGCCAUGUCUCAAUAAUGGGACUUGCAUCGAUUAUAACGGCUUCACGUGCCAGUGCCAAGACGGAUAUUCUGGUGAUUACUGUGAGAUUGACAUCUCCGUAUGCAACAGCACGAUCUGCCGAAAUUCAGGAGAAUGCAUCGAUGGUGCCGGCUACUCGUUCACUUGUAAAUGCAAGGAAGGUUGGACAGGUGAAUUCUGCGAGGAGGACAUCGACGAGUGCCUGAGCUCUCCAUGCCUCAACGGUGGACUCUGCUUGAACGUCCCAGCGUCCUACACUUGUGCUUGUCUAUUCGGCUUCACCGGAAAGGACUGCGACAAGCCGGUCGUCUCCUGCGACGUGAAUCCCUGUCUCAACUCUGCCAUGUGCCUUCACGAAGACGGUGAGCCCGUUUGCUACUGCGUCCCAGAUUACCACGGUUCCCUCUGCGAGUUGAGAUACAACGAUUGCGAAUCAAAAUUCGCUAGAUGUGAAAAUGGUGGUACCUGCAUUGAUGGCAUCAAUGCAUUCACCUGCUCCUGCCCUGCACCGUACAGCGGAGCCGCUUGCGAGGAGUUUAUCCCGGGGAGUACCUCCCCACCAAGUACUUCCGCUAUGACACGCACCUCAACACCGAGAAGUGUUAAUGUGACUCAAGGUUACGAGAUAAAACCCUUUACAGACGCUUUUCGUCAGGUGUCCACUGUACCUAUUGACAUCGGCACGUCGACGAGGCAGUUGGAAGGGCAAAGUACUACUUCAAGGCCCCGUGAAGAGUCAAUCACUACGUCAAAGUCAUUGGGAAGUCAAAGUACAUCAAAAAGUCCUGUUGAUGACCAAAGUACGACAAAAAGUACGUUUAGAAGUCAUAGUACAACGAAAAGUACUUUUGAAGGACGAAGUAGUGAUGAUUUUGGAGGAACUACGUCCACCGAUUAUGUGACUCAGAGUACAUUGAGUACUUUAAGUAGUUUUGGAAGAGUUGGUACUUCUGGUGGUACUUCACCGACUGUCUUCCAAGUACAAAGCACUACGACGAGUUAUGGAUGGACGGGUGGAUGGAAUGCGACGGCUAGAGAAUUAAGUGCAAGUACUAUUUCGAGCACCAGUGGUUUGGGGGGUUUGACUACGUCAAGUACUUUGGAAGGUGAAACGAUUGGGGGGAAGGAAACGACGGUGAGCGGUGCCGGAAUUAGUACUUCGAGGAGCAUUGUCAGGGGGAGGGAAGGGACAACUGUAUCGAGUGGAGGAGCGACUGAUGGAGUGGGCAUCGUCACGAUGGUCAGUGUGACACGGCCGGUGGAAAGUACUACAAAAGUAUAUGAGGGGGAAGUUAGUACUUCGGAUGGAGAGGAUGCCACCAGGGGAAUCUCGUUUAAUUGUACGCAGGAUGGGAAAAAUGGCACUAGUUGUGAUUGCACUUCAUUGGAUGGGUGCAGUCCCUUCCCGAGCAUCAAAAAUGCUGCAUUCAAUGGAAAAUCCUACGUCAGACAGCAGGUAAACGUCAAAAACGACGGAAUGCUGAAAAUUUUCUUACAGCUGAAGACAAAAUCGAAGAGUGGAAUUAUUCUUCACGCCUUCUUCGACGAGGAGAGGUAUGUUCUCCUGUAUGUGGAGUUCGGCCAACUAAAAUUUCAGUUCUCCUGCGGUUUGCAAACGAUGCUCCUCGGGGAGAUCGAUACUCCUAUUAACAAUGGACACGAUGUUGAUGUUGAAAUAAGAUUUCGUUACCUGGUGGAAGACAGGGUAGGCAAAUGUCUGGCGAAAUUAUUCGUGAAUGGAACGAUGGCAAUGAGUGGAGAACAGAUGUUAGCGGCGCGGGAUGACAUCCCGGGAUCAGUCAGACUGCACUUGGGGGGAAUCCCCCAGGCGUUCUCCCACUAUUUUCCCAGGAUUGCCCUGGGCUUCAUCGGCUGUAUGGGCGCUCUAAAGGUGAACGAUGUACAGAGGCACUUCAUUGAUGAUUCCUUGGAGACCUUUCAAAUUGAGGAAUGCACCUCAUUCCUGUGUCUACUCAAUCCUUGUCAGAAUUUCGGUUCUUGUCAUGAUAUUGAUGGCAAAGUCCACUGCAAGUGUAUCGCAGGAUAUUCGGGAGAAAUGUGUGAAAAAACAGCCUGUGAUGAUAACCCAUGUUAUUUUGGCGCUACUUGCAUUAGUUCACCUGGUACCGGAUUCAUUUGUAUCUGUCCACUAGGAAUGCAUGGGCUGCGGUGUGAAGAAGAAUCCACAAUAGUCCAGCCUUCGUUCUCCGUCUUCAUCCCGGGUUUCUCCUCCUACGCAGCCUAUGGAAUAAAUACGGGAAUAAAAGAUAGCAUGGAAUUCAGAAUGCGAAUUCUUCCUCAUUCCGUGGACCAGAUAUCGUUGAUAGCUUAUAUGGGUCAGAGCGCUCCGGGAGGUGACAUCCCAGAUCACUUCUCAGUGACCUACGUCAAGGGUUUCAUAAUGCUCACGUGGGACCUCGGUUCCGGGGUCCGUAGAAUCUUCACAAAGACUCCUCUCUCCAGCCAGGCUCACCGACCUCAUCUGCUGAGGGUUGGCAGAAGGGGGAGGGAAGCCUGGCUCUUCGUCGAUGGUGUUGGAAAUUUCACGGGUCAAGCUGCUGGGACUAUGACGCAAUUGGACGUUUCUCCGAUACUUUAUAUCGGUGGACAUAAGUCGAAAAAUUUUGAAUCACUGCCACACGACCUGCCCCUGCACACUGGCUUCACCGGUUGUAUUUAUGACGUGGAGCUGCAGACAGACAAUCAGGUCUUCCCUGUGACAAAAUCAAGUCCAGCCACUGGGCGAGGAGUGGGCGAGUGUCAUCGCAACGAGUGUACGCGAAAUGCAUGUAAAAAUGGAGCUGUCUGUCUGAAUCACGGCCCUACGUACAGUUGCAUUUGCAUGAAAGAAUGGGAAGGGCCUGAAUGCAGUGUUCCAUCGAAGCUAUGUCCUGCGUCAAACCCCUCGUGCCACAAAUACAGCGUAUAAAUUAAAAAUAAAUUAAUCAAGGAAUUUAAAUCAAUGUCAUUG
Diachasmimorpha longicaudata is the source of this 3477-nucleotide messenger RNA. It is a transcript of the gene eys, whose product is annotated as protein eyes shut-like. The coding region runs from base 7 to 3435 and encodes 1142 amino acids. The transcript is spliced from 12 exons. The record is from RefSeq and is a predicted model, not a curated record. Gene Ontology annotation, molecular function: calcium ion binding; Notch binding. Lineage: Eukaryota; Metazoa; Arthropoda; Insecta; Hymenoptera; Braconidae.